AGGAGUUGGGCAUUUCCUUUCGGGUCAGGUUUCUAGAAGGGCUGGCAUUUAAAUCUGCUGCAGUGAAGAAGCCGGGGAGACCCGUGGUCAUCCGAAAUUUCACCCUGCAGUAGGAGUAUCCGUUUUAUGACAUUUCUUUUUAUUGUAUCAUUCGUAAAAAAGAGAAAUCAGCAUUUGGAUAGUGUUUUGUGUUGAAAAAGCGCUUCAGUGUUCCAAUGUAAGAGAUCUUAUUUUGAUGGCUAGGUAGCAACGCGCAUCAUCUUGUGGGAUUCAGCUAGCUAACGUAGCAGUUUGAAUGAAAAGCCUCCCUUAGGCAUCUAGUUAGACGCCAUGAAUACACGCAUGUAAAUAUCAGUAUGAGUCGUUGAUACGUGCGAAGAAAAUUUGUUUAAAAAAUUAUUCGAAUGUAUUUUCGUUCUUGCUUGGCCUUGAACACCCUGGGAAGAUAUCGCUUCCAAUGAAGAGAAUUUCUGAUGCAAAAUGCUAUGACUGAAAUGAAAAACAUCUAGGAAUUUCCGUCUGCUAAAGCAAUUGUAAAUUUAAAAAUCCACGUUAACAGAAAGCAGGUUGUAGAUAAACACUCAUAUUUUGUAGAGCAUAAAACACUACAGUCUACAGAUCAUCUGUAUAAAGUAUUAAGGUUAUCGAUUAUCGAACUGCAUCAUGUUCAGCUGGUUGGGUACCGAUGACAGGAGGAAGAAGGAUCCCGAGGUCUUUCAGACAGUCAGCGAUGGACUCAAGAAGCUGUACAAAACCAAACUCUUGCCCUUGGAAGAGCACUACAAAUUCCACGAGUUCCACUCGCCCGCCUUAGAGGAUGCCGACUUCGACAACAAGCCCAUGGUACUGCUCGUGGGCCAGUAUUCCACUGGAAAGACCAGCUUCAUCCGGUACCUCCUGGAGCAGGACUUCCCCGGCAUGCGGAUCGGGCCGGAGCCCACCACGGACUCCUUCAUCGCGGUGAUGCACGGCGACGUGGAGGGGCUGAUCCCGGGGAACGCCCUGGUGGUGGACCCCAAAAAGCCCUUCCGCAAGCUCAACGCCUUCGGCAACGCUUUCCUCAACAGGUUUGUGUGCGCCCAGCUGCCCAAUCCCGUGCUGGAGAGCAUCAGCGUCAUCGACACCCCCGGCAUCCUGUCCGGAGAGAAGCAGAGAAUCAGCAGAGGUUACGACUUUGCGGCGGUCCUGGAGUGGUUCGCCGAGAGGGUGGACCGCAUCAUCCUGCUCUUCGACGCCCACAAGCUGGACAUCUCGGACGAGUUCUCCGACGUCAUCAAGGCCCUGAAGAACCACGAGGACAAGAUCCGGGUGGUGCUGAACAAGGCCGACCAGAUCGAGACGCAGCAGCUGAUGCGCGUCUACGGCGCCCUCAUGUGGUCGCUGGGCAAGAUCGUCAACACGCCCGAGGUCAUCCGCGUCUACAUCGGCUCCUUCUGGUCCCACCCGCUGCUCAUCCCCGACAACCGCAAGCUGUUCGAGGCCGAGGAGCAGGACCUCUUCAAGGACAUCCAGUCCCUCCCCCGCAACGCGGCCCUCAGGAAGCUCAAUGACCUCAUCAAGAGGGCGCGGCUCGCCAAGGUCCACGCUUACAUCAUCAGUUCCCUGAAGAAGGACAUGCCCUCCGUGUUUGGCAAGGAGAACAAGAAGAAGGAGCUGAUCAACAGCUUGGGAGAAAUCUACGGGCGCAUCGAGAGGGAGCAUCAGAUCUCCCCCGGGGACUUCCCCAACAUCAAGAAGAUGCAGGAGCAGCUCCAGGCCCACGACCUGAACAAGUUCCAGCCGCUGAAGGCCAAGCUGCUGGACACGGUGGACGACAUGCUGGCGCACGACAUCGCCCAGCUGAUGGUCCUGGUGCGGCAGGAGGAGACGCAGCGGCCCAACCAGGUGGUGAAGGGCGGGGCCUUCGACGGCACGCUCAACGGGCCCUUCGGCCACGGCUACGGCGAGGGCGCCGGCGAGGGCAUCGACGAGGUGGAGUGGGUGGUGGCGCGCGACAAGCCCAUGUACGACGAGAUCUUCUACACCCUCUCGCCCGUCAACGGCAAGGUGACGGGCGCCAACGCCAAGAAGGAGAUGGUCAAGUCCAAGCUGCCCAACACCGUGCUGGGGAAGAUCUGGAAGCUGGCCGACAUCGACAAGGACGGCAUGCUGGACGACGAGGAGUUCGCCCUGGCCAACCACCUCAUCAAGGUCAAACUGGAAGGUCACGAGUUGCCUUGCGACCUGCCAGCGCACCUGAUACCCCCCUCCAAGAGGAAAAUUCCAGAAUAAAAUGCAGAGUGGGAUGUGUUGGUUUGGGUGGGGGAGGGGGAGGGGACGGGGGGGGGAGGAAGGGGUGCGAUGAAGAGGAGGCAAUAAAUCGGGGUUGGGUGACGAGGCUUUGACAGGAUACAAAUAAAAAUCAUCACGAACAUUUUCGAGACUGUGACCGUUCUGAGCGGGAGGGACUGCAGACGUUUGCUUGCCGUUUUGCUUUUGCGUUAUUUUUGGUUUUAUUUCUUUUUUUUUUAAAGGGACUUGUCCUGCUGAAAAGGAGUGGGAGGGGGUUCAGGAAAGGUUUGUCUGGGGUAAAGCUUUUGGGGAACUCAUGCGCACAUCUGCACAUACAUACAUCCACAGGUCAAGUGAAGAUUUUGGGUCAAAGCCAUGAAACGUGACUCCAAAAAAAGCUCAAAAACUGUAGGAAACUGUUUAACAAAAUAUAUAUAUUUUCUGUUUGUCAAAUAUCAAAGGAUCCCUCUGAUGGGAGGGACAUGGCAUGCUUAAUGACAAAGAAAAGAAUAAAUGUCAAGCUUCAGUCUUACUUCUCCUUGUACUGGUAGAUAUUAUCCUUAAUAUAAAAUUGUAUUGGAAUAAUGUACUGAUAUGAACCCUUUUUUUAAGUAGGUCUAGUGAGAUUCUCUUCAUGUGAACAGGCGGCAUCAUGAUCAAUGCAAGGCCUUUCUAGCCUGACCGAGAGACUGUUAAAAUGUACAGCUGUCAUGUCGGAAAAAUUUCCAGUCGAGACUUUUAAAUGUGUAGUGUUUGAAAUUGACAUUAGAACUAUAGUAUCCCUGUCUGAUGACUGUGUUAAUGCCUAUUUAGCCUCUUACAGUAAUGUUACUUAUACAGUUCAGAUCAAGUCGGAUGGAGGAAAAAGAGAGAGACCUUACUACACAGGGAAGGCAAAGGAGAGUGGCAUUUGUAAAAUUGUCUGGCAUUCAUUUGGUCAAAAAAGUAGAGCUUUGCAGUGCCUGUAUUGAUCUAUACUCAUUGGAUAUUUGCUUAAUUAAAAAGGAUGAUGUAAUCAGAUAUCAUUUGGCCUUUCUGUUCAGUAUGUAGAACAUGGUUACCUGUAUUGUCUAUGUACUGUUUUCAGAAGAAAUAAUUUCAAUUAAACUCCUCAUCUCCCCUCCCAGUGA
Molecule: messenger RNA, 3401 nt
Organism: Anguilla anguilla (European eel)
Lineage: Eukaryota; Metazoa; Chordata; Actinopteri; Anguilliformes; Anguillidae
Gene: ehd3
Product: EH-domain containing 3
Exons: 6
Coding region: 664-2271 (535 amino acids)
Biological process (GO): endosomal transport; endocytosis
Cellular component (GO): plasma membrane; cytoplasm
Molecular function (GO): GTP binding; calcium ion binding; protein binding
Source: RefSeq, a predicted model, not a curated record